GUUAGGGUUUUUUUUUUUUUUUUCAUUUUCGUAUCUGAAACACAAUGAAGCGACAAAUUUCCAAAACUACUCGUAAAGAUCCAUCACCGAUCAUCGGAGCAACUUUACCACAACAAUCACGUCGUCUCCGUGUAGUUCGGAGCUCCGAUUUCCGCAUUCCAAAUCCAACUUCCCAAUCAAACAAAGAUAUCAGCUGCAGGAAAAGAGUAAAGCUUACAAAUCUUGAUGUUAAUAUUCCCUUAAGUUGCAGAAGAAAUGCCUCUCCCACAGCUUUAGAAGGAAGACAGAGUCCGAGAUCCGAUGACCCCAAAACUUCCGAAUUUGCAUUUUUUAAGAAAUUGAAGGAAAAUGCAGGCCGCAAAUACAAAUCCCAUACAUUGCAUAAAGAAGAAAACCAGUCAAAGAAGUUCAGAAUUAGUGACUGUUCUGGAGGAAACCCAAACAGUGUCAAAUUUAGCUGUAAGGACUUCAGUUCCUCAUUACUUGCUGAAAAUGUCACACCUAGUAACUUUAGCUCACACCUGUCACCUCUUGGUGGGGCAUCAAAGAAAUCAGAGGGAAAUUCACCAGAAGCUUAUUCAACCUCAGCAGGGGGCCAGCACGGGCAUGGAGAAAUCUUUUCUAAAAAGAGGCAUAAAUUACGCAAAUGGGUUGUAGAGACAUCAUAUCCUCAUAUUGAAGAACUCUGUUCAAAGGGGUAUGAUUUUGUGUCUUUGCUUCUCAGUCGCUUGUUCCCCGAGAGCAACAAAAACAGCGGUUUUAAGAAAUCAAAAUCAAGGGAAGUUGAGAUUGAUACCAAAUCUCAAUUUCUCACUUCUUUGGAAUUGCAUAGUCAGCUCAAAAAAUUAAGUCAUAUGCCUGCAAGGAACUAUAUGGAACUUGACCAUGUUUCACACUUGGAUGAUGGUCCUUCAUCUUGUUGGUUGAAUAGAUCACCAGAGGGGGUUCUCUCAAAUGCAAGGAACUAUAUGGAACUUGACCAUGUUUCACACUUGGAUGAUGGUCCUUCAUCUUGUUGGUUGAAUAGAUCACCAGAGGGGGUUCUCUCAAAUUUUUACACUCCCCCAAUCGAUGCCAGUAUAGCAUGUCUCGAGUAUGAAAUGAGAGAAACCGAUUAUGAAGUAGGAGGAAGAAGUCCAGUUCUAUGCACUCAGUGUGAUUCCACUUAUGGCUUUCAAUCUAAAAGAUAUGGAUCUCUUGCAUAUAAUCAUCUCAAAGAACUGGAUGACUUGCAUUAUCCAAAAAAAUGUUUGAUUAAAAGUGGGUCAAAUCCUCUUCUUCUGGGUUGGGACUUUGGCAGGAAUACAGAGGAAAGAAACUCGUCUAAUACUCGUCAAAAUACAGAGCUGAAUCUGUAUUCACCUUCAUCAAGUUCCUUGGGUGGUUAUCAUCAGCACAUUCUGGAUGAAAGGGUAGGUGCAAAAGAGUUAAGUGAAUCAUCCUUCCUGUCAACAAAUUCUCCAAAUGUUAUUUCAUUCCCAUGGUCCUAUUCAGCCAACUAUAAUGAACUUGAUUUUGGAAAACAAGUUGAAGACAAGGAAGAUAUAAAUGCUGACUUUAACCAUUUUCCUCUAGCUCUAACACUUGCACCAGACUAUCUUACUCUGGCUGAAGAUCACAAGAAUGACACUAAAUGCAAAGAUAGCAGCAUCUUCUUUUCUCCUCAUAAUCUUGAUAUAAUGAGCAAGGUUUUUGGUGAGAGAUAUCAUCAUCCUGGUUUUGAAGGUGUCCUCGUCUCCUCUGGACUUGAUUUUGAUUUAGAAUGGGAUUGCCCAUCAUUAAGUGGUUCCUCAAGGAAGCAUCAUCCACCUGUCAAUUGUACUUUUCAGUCUCCCAGAAAUGAAGGAACAUAUUCAUGCUUUUUACUCAAAGACAAGAGUGAAAGUUUCCUAGAUGGUUCAAGUCAUAGAGGAACCCUGAGUCAUGUCAGUGAUAUUGUUAACAUCCAAGACUUGUCAUCAUUUUAUUUCCAAAUGCCGCUAGAAAAAGACAGGCCAUGCCCUUUGCUGCUCGAUAAAUCAAGCUGGGAUGGAACUUGAGGACAAAUUUAUUAUGAUGAUAGUAAAGAUGCUUCCAAGCAUUUUGGACAUGCUCUUCAUGCUUUCAUUAUGCUUAGUUGUAGCUGCACAUUAUUGUUAAUGUAGCUACUUUGUUUACUGGAAUUUUCCAAUGUUUUAAAGAUUUUAAGUAUACGGGUCUAUCAAGAGAUUACUUGUGAAUUUGACA
Quercus robur (English oak) is the source of this 2226-nucleotide messenger RNA. RefSeq lists its product as uncharacterized. The coding region runs from base 45 to 2039 and encodes 664 amino acids. The record is from RefSeq and is a predicted model, not a curated record. The transcript is spliced from 8 exons. NCBI's taxonomy places the organism in Eukaryota, Viridiplantae, Streptophyta, Magnoliopsida, Fagales, Fagaceae.